Molecule: messenger RNA, 1727 nt
Organism: Dermacentor silvarum
Lineage: Eukaryota; Metazoa; Arthropoda; Arachnida; Ixodida; Ixodidae
Exons: 4
Coding region: 366-941 (191 amino acids)
Source: RefSeq, a predicted model, not a curated record
GCACGGCACAAUUCGUUGGCGGCUGUUUCAUUUCUUCUACAAGCGUCGCGUGACCAAAGCAAGGAAAAAUAGCGUAAGCGGUCUUCAACGUUAGCAGGAAUCAUAGCAAACGUGUGAUUGCAGGUCAGUCUCUGAAAAGAAGAGAGUGUUGAUCGGAAAGCUCAGUUUUACUAGGACAACCGGAAGCAGUUAUAGAAGAAACGAAGCCGUCAGUAACUUUGCUUCGAAGUACACUGUAGCUUAGUUAGCUCGGCGUAGCAGUUCGUUUUCCGGAGUUAGCGUGAACUUAUACGAAGGCGAGUGUAGAGAGUAUCAGAAACAGGCACUACUGCACUGCGUUCACAACUUGAACUGCAUCGUCGACCAUGACAUCCCUGUUUGGUGUGCUGCUGCUGGUCACCGCCUCAUUGUGUUCCGCCCUCAUCGAGGUGCGUGGUGAGGAGCCAGGUGGCGGGCGAGCUUCUGCGUCGUCUUCGUCCAAGGGAGCUCGGACACUGGACAAGUUGAGCGGGGGCGAGUACAUCCGCGGUCUGGGCGGCCGCCGGCACCUCGACAAAAUCAGCGGCGGCGAGCUGCUGCGCUCUGCCGACGAUGCCGAGGUCCUCCGCGAGCUGAUGCUUCCCUACGCACUGAGGUCGUCCUCGACGCAUGGCUCGGAGCCUCGCCGAGGCCUGGACAAGAUCGGCGGGGGCGAGUACAUCCGCACGGCUGGGGCUUUUCCGCCUGGCGCUUCGCCGGCCAAAAGGCAAGCUGCGUUCGACUCCCUAAGCGGUCUGACGUUCGGCGGCGACCAGGGUGGCCUGCACAAGCGUGGCUACGGCCACGGCGAGUUCGACGAGAUCGACCACGCUGGAUGGCCGGGCUUCUACAAGCGCAACUUCGACGAGAUCGACAGGACCGGUUUCGAGGGCUUCUACAAGCGCUCGGCCCGGGAAGAGUGAGCGCCCGGAAGCCGGCGCGUUUUCCAUCCACUUCACCACAAUCUCCCCCGCCGUCACCUGCCCAUCAUCUUAGGCUUCUCCUACGGUCCCGGUUCCAGCGCCUCUUCAAUUCUUAGUGCUUCGUUCCCGCUCGCCAAAGCGUACCGCCACCAGACCAGGGGUUGGAACCUUCGUGCUCUCUCGCGACAGCCCAGUGAAACCAGGCAACAACGUGUGCCGCCUCUUUCAAGCCAGCGUAGGCUCAAUCAGAACGGCGUCGGCUUUGGUGCUACUUGAAGCGCCGGGCCCAACGCCAAGCACGGCCGCAGAUCCUUUUUUUUGCUCCAGGCCAUGGCCGCUAUAGCACUGUCACUUAAUAACCUCAUCGUUAGUUAUCAUUCGAUGGUUCCCUUGCGUGGUCCACGCCUUGCUCACUUCCGUUAUCGCACGUGCACUUACGAGUUCAGCGAGUCCCCGCCAUCACCUCUCCUGUCGUUGUUGCUGCGUGCACCUCCUCAUGUGCAAAUCACUCGCCGCCAACUCCCGUUUAUUUCGUAUGCAGCUGUAAACACGAGUCGCAUCACAGCUAAUGUCUAGGGACGCUGCUGCUUUAUCAGGAGUGGCAGUGUGUCGAUACGGGUCAUGUCAAAAAAGAAAAAAAAACUAGGGGUGAGGAAACGAGAAGAAUGAAAGGUUAAGAAACAACCCGGCACACAUCAGCCGGAUUCAAACAUUGUUGAACGAGAAACCAAAUUUUUCGUUGCAAUAAAAGCCUCUUUAUUCCUGUCUUGGCUGCGUGUUCUCUUU